Molecule: messenger RNA, 4753 nt
Organism: Acipenser ruthenus (sterlet)
Lineage: Eukaryota; Metazoa; Chordata; Actinopteri; Acipenseriformes; Acipenseridae
Product: transmembrane protein 266-like
Exons: 11
Coding region: 385-2016 (543 amino acids)
Cellular component (GO): plasma membrane
Molecular function (GO): voltage-gated channel activity
Source: RefSeq, a predicted model, not a curated record
UUCUUUCUUUUUGUUUAAGGAUGUCGUUAACUAGCCAGUUGGUUAGCCGGGGAUGGUUAAUUACAUCUUGGUAAAUGAUGAUGCUUGUAUUUCGGAUUGGGUUUUUUCGCUAUGCCUCGUAUUCUAAGCAACAGCAAGGGUGCCUGUCCAAUGCAAAACCGCUAAGGAUAACAGCCUACACAUUGCGAGCAAGGAGCUUCAUAUAUACACUGAUCAUCAGCAAGGGAGACAUUAUCAUCGUCACGGGGGCAACGGAGGGACGAUUAGACAAUGUCCACCAUGUAAUUCUGAAAAGGACCAUUAUGCGUGGAAUCUGUGCUAUACUCUGGAGUUAGAAUUGGAUCAGCGUUAUUGGAAUUACAGCUUCUUCCUACAUCUCUCAACAUGAGCAGCCCUCAGUCUGCUCAGGAGGCUGAGGUGUCUGAUCUUGAGAUCAUAUCCCAGCAGGUGGAAGAGGAGAGCCAGUGCAUCGCUCCAGUCCAGCUUGUGAACUUCGCUUACAGAGACCUGCCCCUCACGGCUCUCGACCUCUCCCUGGCCGGGUCCCAACUCCUGUCGAACCCGGAUGAGGAGGAUCAAAGAGAAAGCUCUAACUGGUUGAAGCCGUGCUGUGGGAGGCGAGCCGCGAUCUGGCAGGUGUUUCUGCUCAGUGCUGCACUCAACUGUUUCUUGGUGGCUUGUGUGGUGCUGGUGGUGGUUCUCCUGGCUUUGGAGCUUCUCAUAGACACCAAGCUGCUGCAGUUUACCAAUGCAUUCCAGUUUGCCAGUAUCAUCCACUGGAUCAGCCUUGUGAUUCUGUCUGUGUUCUUCACAGAGACUGUCUUUAGGAUUGUGGUCCUGGGUGUAUGGGAUUACAUAGAGAACAAAGUUGAGGUGUUCGACGGUGCUGUAAUUGUCCUCUCCUUGGCCCCAAUGGUGGCCUCCACUGUAGCAAAUGGACCCAGCAGCCCCUGGGACGCCAUCAGCCUCAUCAUCACGCUGCGCAUUUGGAGGGUGAAGAGGAUCAUUGACGCCUACGUAGUGCCAGUGAAGGUGGAGAUGGAGAUGGUUAUCGAGCAGUAUGAGAAAGCCAAGGCAGUCCGGGAGGAGCAGCUGGAGAGGCUCACUCAGAUCUGCCAGGAGCAAGCGUUUGAAAUCAGGCAGCUCUGGGCACACUUGGGCCAGCAGGACCUGGACCUGGCGGUGGAGCGGGAGGCCGCGAUGCAGAUCCACCGUGUCUGGAACAAGCAGAGCAGCCAGUUCAAGGUGCUGGACGGGCUGGCCACGGGGGAGUCGGACGACGAGGGGGCGAGGAAUAUCCGAGAGUCUCGGCAGCCGCAAGAGCCUGUUGUCCGAGAUGACAUGAACAACUAUAUCAGCCAGUAUUACAGUGAACCGAGCAGUGAUGUGGGAGUUCCGGAAGCUGGCACGCGUGUCAUCACCACGACAGCCAUCGACGUGCACCUUCCCAGCAACCCCCACUACAUCUCCUCAGAUCUGCUGACUGUGGAGGCCCCCGGGAAGCUGCAGCGCAUGGGGAGCUCCGUCAGCGACACCUCGGCGACUGUCUCCCGCUCCACAGACAGCUCCACCACCAGGAACCAGAGCGGCAGCAGCCAGACGCUCGGCUCCUCUACGGGCUGCAGCACAACCCGGGAGGGCUCCUCCGACUACUGCCCAGUGGCGCGGUCAAGGGGCCAACACCACCACCACCAGGAGGACCUAGGCUCAGCCGGACAGCGGGACGCCAGCGCCGUGGUCCAGGAGCUGCUGUCCUCCCUCACGGAGGACUCCUGCCUGGCGCAGAAGAGGCUGGACCCCGUUAACCUUAAGCUACCUAGCCCCACGGGGUCGAACAAAACAAGCCCAGAGCUGGAGCACAGAAUGAAUAUUUACAACAAGAAGAACCAGGAGAGCCUCAAUGUAUGCCAGACUAAACCACUCAUUCACUUCCACGGGAACGAGCCCACCCUGGAGGAGAAGUACAGGUUUCUGGAGCCAGCUGGUGGGUCUCUGAGCCGGCCACCGGACACAUAGUGAGCGGGUAGCGUUGCCAACGGCAGCACUAGCAGCAGCCUUUUUGAGCCAGCAAUGACAAAUUCCUCAUGCCUCCAAGAAAGCUUUCUGUGGCCUCGCUCUUGUUGAGCUCCCUCCCUAUCGAAGUGCUUUGGAAGUGUGGUCAAGACUAACCCACAGAUGCAUUAGGAGAGCAUUGCAAGGGGGAGAGGUUAAGAUCCAGCGUUGAACAAUCAUCAGGAAUUUUCACUGAAAAGGUCCCAUAAAAAAAAUAUAAAACCAGCAAGGGACCGUGCUCAAGCUUUUAUGAAACAACCUAAUACAACAGUAUUGUUUUUAAAACAAAAACAUCUGUAAAACAAUCUCUGAUCAGGCUACACCAGGGUACAUUUGAUUGGAUGAGUUGUAUGGACAGCAGAUUUUUUACCUUACACUUUCUACAUUACAUAUGUUGAAAUUUGUAUUUAAAUUCAAGAGGGCAAAACAAUGUUCGCUGCAGUAUUUUUAAAUCAAUCCAGGACUUGUUUUUGGGGGUACCUGGGUGUGUUGGGAAAUUGAUUGGUUGGAGAAUGCGAUAUAAUUGAAAGGAACCAUGUUCCAAAAUGAAAUGUUUGUAGCAUGAACCUAAAAAAAAAAAAAAAACAGCUUUCUGAAUAUGUGAAAAUAAUCCAGUGCACUAAUGUUUACAGCAGUAUUUUAUAACGAUGACCAUGGCAAAUGAGAUGCAGACUGCUAACAGCGCUGAAUUAAAAUGAAGUUUGUAAAAUGAUGGGACAUGGGAAUGGCUUUAUCUUGUUUGUUUAUUACAUUCAGCCACACUUUUGAUCUUUUAAUGCCACUGUGACUUUGGACCAUCUUAAAACAUCCAGGCUCCCCAGAAUCUGCAUUGAUUAAGUGUUGCAACCACCCAGUUAAACAGUGACAGGGUUCUCAAUACAUAAUGUUGUUGUGUUGCUUAGAUCAGUGGUUUCCAAUUCCGGUCCUGAGGACCCCCUGUGUCUGCUGGUUUUCAUUCCAACCAAGCUCUCAAUUACUUAACUAGACCCUUAAUUGAACUGAUCAUUUGCUUAAUUAGACCUUUUUCAUUGUUUUCAACUCUUAAACAGUUGCAGACUUCAAGUUAAUUAUAAAAUGGUAUAGCUAGCUUGAAAUAUGCAACUGUUAAGCCCCCCCCCCCCCCCCCCGUGCAUGGAUGAAGCACACUGCCAGGAGAUAGCUUUGCCAAUCAAUUGCAACUGAUACGUUGUGAUUUAAGUUAUCACCACAAUAAACACAGCAAAAACGGCAAAUUAACUUGACAUUCUCGUGACUCGGGGGAAAUAGUGACACAUUUUAUAUUUAAAACCUAUUUUAAGAAUUGUUUACAAAUGUAAAUGAUAAAGAUUUACUAUGCCAUUUAUAGACUCCAAAUAAGGAAAUGAGUGGAGUCAUUACCUUAAAUCUACAUGUUCAUGUUCUUCAUGAGCCACCAAAACUGUAUAUUUGGUAACAAACGCAAAUUCAGUAUACAUCUGGGCAUUCUUUGUACAUAUUGCUGUUAACUAUCUUAAUUGAUACAAUAUUAAAAUUGUAAGUGUCACUACUGAAACCAGUUGCAAGAUAAUUGUACAAUUUAAUUGUAAACCUAAUGCAUGCUAAUUGGUAUGUAUUAAUAAUUAACAUGUCCUAAAUUAACAAUCGCUACUAAUUGUAUGCUAAUUAAAUAUGUAGCAACACUAUUACUUAAAAUAACUUAAUUUUUAAUAAAUAUCAAUUAAAUCUUCAUAAGAAUCUAAUAGAGAAUGUACACAACCACCCAGGCUAUUACAUGCUUUAUUUAUUUUUUAUUAUGUUCUAUUAAGAAUUCAUGGGCCAUUAUCUACAGGAUUUUUUCAUUGUACUUUUUAUGCUACAUUAUAAUGGAUUCUCUGCACUUGAAGUUAAAUCAGAAAGUCUAGAACCACACACUAGUUCUGCUGCUGGGGUUCCUCGUGACUGACUGCCCCUGCCGCAGACCACUGCGCACUGGGAUUACUAUUAAACUGGUCAACCUGACCUUCCCUACUGUUCUGGGGGACAUGGUUUAAGGGUAUAUAUGCCACAAUUUGAUCUAACCUCAGCAACACCUGUUAGCUAAUAAACGUCUUACAAAACCACUGGGUUUAAUAUCAAACACUGGGGUCUGGACCGGUGUUUCCUUGAUUUAUCGAGUUGUAGAUCCCCACCUGCUUCUAACUUGAGAUUACCAGCUGACCGCUCAAAAAACUGCCACCCAUGAAUGCCAGCUCAUAAACACUGCUUUAACCAAUUGCAUGCUACUGUUGUUGAAGACCAGUUACAUCUGUGAAUGCAUAUUAUUCAACACCUACUAAUAAUUGAAAUGAUUUUAAUUACAGAUCACACAAAUGACAGACCGUGGGCAGAGAACAAAUAUAAGGCAACAUGUGCAAACACAUUCUGAGCCUUGUUUUAAGGCUGCUAUUUCCCUCCCAGGCGUACAUUUGGAGAACAAACAAGUAUUCCUGUUAAGUGUGGCAUGAGGUUGUUUGGUUCCUAGAUUACUUCUUCUUCAGCAGCUCCGUCAUUUCAGGAACAGCCUUAAAAAAUAAAAAUAAAAGUUUGAAAAAUGUUAAUGUUGCUGGACUACACCAUGCUGUCUAAUAAUUGCUCCAUACCCCCAGAAUUUGUUCAGGGUGUUGCCAUAAUAACACAUAAUAAAUAAGUAUUUUAAACACAUAAAUCCACAUUUUGAUUCCCUCUUAAUGUAUCACGGAACAAC